Messenger RNA from Monodelphis domestica (gray short-tailed opossum), 5495 nucleotides. It is a transcript of the gene PCARE, whose product is annotated as photoreceptor cilium actin regulator. The record is from RefSeq and is a predicted model, not a curated record. Gene Ontology annotation, biological process: photoreceptor cell outer segment organization; protein localization to photoreceptor outer segment. NCBI's taxonomy places the organism in Eukaryota, Metazoa, Chordata, Mammalia, Didelphimorphia, Didelphidae. Gene Ontology annotation, cellular component: photoreceptor inner segment; photoreceptor outer segment.
UUAGUUUCUAGUCCACGUAUAUGUAAUCAGAAAUUAUUGACCAGGAAUGGGCUAUGGUUUGACCCUUGGCACUAGGGGGAAUUUUCUUAGACAUCACUUCCCUAAGGUAGCUACAUUUUUUUAUGUUGGAGGACCCACCAUCUGCUUUCUCUCACUGGGAAGCAAAUCAUUUGGGAAGGAAAAACACAUUUAAUCUAUUUCAAGCUGACUAAAAUACUGCAUAGCAUAGUUAAGUGGCACAGUGGAUAGAGUACUGGAUCUGGAGUCAGAAAGACUCAUCUUCCUGAGUUCAAAUCUGGCCUCAGACACUAGUUGUGUGACCCUGGGCAAGUCAUUUCACCCUGUUUGCCUCAUUUUCUCAUCUGUAAAAUGAGCUGGAGAAGGAAAUGACAAACCACUCCAGUCUCUUUGCCAAGAAAAUCCUAAAUGAGGUCACAAAGUCAGACACAAAUGAAGUGACUGAACAGCAACAAAAAAUAGCAAACAAAAAUAGAGGAUCCUACUGACCAGUUGCCUGAUUUUGUUAAAUAAUAAAAAUAAAUUCCUUUCAGUCACAUUCUCAAAAAAAAAUGGCAAACAGAAUUUGGUUUUAGCCAUUUUCAUAAACCUGUGGAGAUAAGUGGAGAACCUAAACCCUAGAAAACUUAAGCUUAUUACCCAAGGUCCCUGGGCUUGUUGGCCACUCGUGGGAGCAUUUGUCUCUAGCCUGAGCAUUUGCUCCCUUUCUGCCCUGUCUUUCUUUUAUUCUGACUGACUCUGGGCUUCCCAGAAUAGCCUUUCUGCUCUCUGGACCUCUUGAAUCAAAUGUUGUAGGAUAGCUGACUCUUUUCAUCUCUAUCAUAAAGAAUAUAAAAACCACUUUUGUUUGUUACUUACUCAUUCAAAGGAAUUUUUUCUCACUAAUGCAGUUCCCCUAUUUGUUGUGCUAUCAAAAGAAAACAAGUUGUUUCUCCAAUUCCUGCCUAUCAUUUGGUCCAGCACUUUUCUCCAGCCGGGGGCCGUGGCACACUCGAUUGGCAUGCUCCUAGUAAGUUACAGAGGUCACUUCCUCUCUUCCAGGAUUGUUCUAUCUUCUUCCAGCACAGCUCUCCAAGAGCCCUCUUACAAUUACAGCCCUUUUCUCUUGAUUUCCGAAAGAGUGUCAGAUGAGAAUUAAAAGCAGAAACAUGUGCAGAAAUAAUCUGUCUCCAGAAAUAGUAAAUGCUGAAACACUGUAUGUUGAAAUGCACUGCAGAUGCUGACUGCUUGAAGCAUGAUUAACCUAAUAGGCUUAAGACUUUAUUUGCCAUUCACAUCUGUCAGGACCCAAGCAAAAACCCUGGAGUCCUUUAAUUCCAUAGGGUAAAGCCCUUUACAAUCUGCCUGUUGUUCACUGGCGGCUGAGAAUUCCAGACUGAGAAGGAAAACAAGUCUUCAGGUUGGGGGCUAAAAGAAUCGAGGGGAGGUUGAGCAUAACCCAUAGGUUAUUGCACCAAACCUGGCAUAUGUGGGUUGUUAAUGGGUUGGGUUUUUUGGUUGUGGGAGGAAAAAGGCCUAGAUUCCUGCCCAGGAGAUGCUCAAUGCUACUGGAUGAAAUGGUGAGACUGAUUUUUGCUUUUAUUUCUAAUCCGAUUCUCUGAAGAUUAAGGGGAAUAGAAAAAAUAAUUUAUUCAGACCAUGGGGUGUGCACCUUCCCACAGUGGUGUUGUCAACAGUAUGACCAGGAGCAGUCUCCAGUUUUGGAAAAAACCCAAGACCACUUUGCCAGUCCAUCAGGCUGUCCUUCAAGGGCUGUCCAUCCCUUUGCUGGUUCAAGGCUCCACCUGCUAUGGCAAUGGAGAGGCCCCACUCCAGGGGCAGUGGCAGCAGGCAAGGGAGAAUCCAGAUCCCAGGAGGGAUCAAAACAUGGCCAGAAGUCUCCAUCUGUUCCCUGGGAAUUCCUCUUCAGGCAGGAGGAGAGAACCUGGAGAUUCAGCCCUAGAUGCUGAUGCUGUCAUGUCAGAGAUCCUAGAUUCUCAGAAACAUUUGACUGAGAAUACACACUUAGAGAGUCAGAACACCUCCCAGGAGGGUUCCUAUUGGAAUGAACAGGAGGGAUGGAAUGCCAAGGAGUCUUCUAAAAAAGGAAAGAGUCCCAAUGGCCAUAUAUCAGGGAAAGACAAUUGUGAUUGUCAAACCCAAGACUUUCUUGCCAUUGGGCCUGAAGGCAAGGUGGAUUUCCCUGAACCCCUGGUGAAGGCUCACCAUAGGGCAUAUGCCUUUCUGCACCCCAGUCUCUCCAGAUAUGAAGCAAUCCUAGGCAUAGCCCACCAGGCUGCCCAAACGCAGCAGUACCUCCAGCAGAUGGUGGGAUUCUUGCUUUUACGCUUUGAUGAGAUCAACAAACUCUUGGGAGAGAUUGCCAGUGAUGGAGAAGUCCUUCUCCAAGAAGCUGGAACCCAUCUGGCUUGGCCGUCUGGGAAGGAAGACCCACCAUGGCAGCCAGAUCUACUGCAACAGUUGCUACAAUACACUGCCAAUAGGAUGCAGGUUCUCCAUCACACGGUGACUUCCCUCACUUUUGGUGCUCUGCAGGACUCCAGCAGCUACCUCUACUCUGCUGCCCAACAUCUGGACAAAAAACUAGAGACUCAAAAAAAACUGGACCAGUGCCUCCUGGGGGCUAUCAGCCUCCUCCAAAGCUGUGUGACUGGCCCCAGUACAGUCAAGGUCGACGAUAGACCUCUCUAUUCUGAAGACAGUGGCAUUGGGGCUGACACUGAGUCUCUGUAUUCUUUGGACAGGCUGGGAAAACAGGCCAGCUUGGAUUCUUUGGAUGAACCCACAGAAAGGAAGUCUCGGGUUUCAUCCCACAGAGAUACCAAGGGGUUGGCAGAUGUCAGGCAACAUUGCCCAUCAGUGUCAGGGUCCAGCAGACCCCAGGACUGUGCUCUUGAAAGACAAACUGCUCACCUAGCUGCAAUGGGUAACCCUUUACAUGCCAAGGAAGCAACAGCAACCAGGUCUCUCCAGCUGGGGAGGAGGUUUUCAUAUAAUGACUUAAAAACCAGGACCCUGGAGAAAGGAGAAUAUUUCAGAGACUACAGGCUUACUGCUCCUCUGCUCCUCACUGAUAAGGAAGAUAGCAAUUCAGAGGAGGAGGAAGAAGACAAUGAUGAAGAUGGCUCCACUAGCCUGAGCCAGAGACAGAGAGAAAUUCAUUCUCUGAGGCCAAAAACUUCUCCAUCUCUCACAGAAAGUAUGUUCUGGCCACAUUUCAAGAGAAUCGAGAGCCCCCAGGCCCAGGAGAUGAUUCUCAAGAUGAAGGAUGCGAUUAGUGAAAGAAUCAAGUUUGUCCCAGCUCAGCCUGUACACAAAGAAUGGAUGGAGGAUGAAGAAAAGAAGCCAAUGCUCCCCAAUAGAUCCAGAACAGUUGAUGGGGACAGGAGGCAGUCUGAGAGACCAAGGAGAUCCAAGUCUGAAGAGUCUCUCAAGGGCCAUGCAGAAGAUCCCACACUCCUGGAACUACAGAGGGUUCAGAAGGACCUCAGUCAGAGGCUAGAGAUGUUUUAUGGUUUCCGAAAGAAAAGGAAAACACAGAACAAAGAGGAACACUGCAUCCCCAGAACAGAUAUGUUGUGUCUGGUCAGCAAAAGUAGGCCUACCCAGUGCUCCUCCAUUAGCAAGUUGAAGGCCUCCCUUGCCAAGAACCUCAGUAUUCUGCCUAGUCAGGAAAAGAUUGUCUUGCAGAAACCUGAUCCCAACUCUAAAAGUCAGUCACCCAGGGAAGGAAAGGCUGAAACAUUUUCAAAGACUACCACAUCUAUCCAGAACUACCUACCAUGGGAGAAAGAAAAUGAGGCUCCCAAGACCCAAGCAUGGAAUGGUGAGGGAUGCACCCCGAGACCAUCCGUCAAGAAACUCAUUGAAACAUUUAGUCCCACUGAAGAGCUGGUGAUCCCAAUGAACACUAGACACUCUGGGGCAGUCAGUAGUAUCAAGAAAUUUGGGAUUCCCAUCAUGCCUUCCAGAUUUCCCAUUUACAGGGGGCUUGCUCCUUUGUAUCCCAAGCAUCAGAUUUGUCCAGGAACAGAUGGAGAGCUCCCCAAAUUGAACCCCAACUGGAGGCCUUUUGCACCAAUCUUCACACCUGUCUCCACAGUGGCACAAGUCUACAGGAGUUGUCUACACAAUGAAACAGAGGAGGACUUGAAAGACCUCCCUCCUCCCCCUCCAGAAAUCCUAAUGGACAAUUCAUUCAAUUCACUGAAGAGCCCUGGAGCUCCAGAACCAGAAGAGUGUCCUGCUGAAGUGCCCAAGAAGCUUAGUCCAGUGGAACUUCCCCUGACCAGGAAAAUGUCAGCUUCCCAAAGACUGAAGGCUUCCCUGAACCCUAUUGACUUACUGCCUAGCAAAAAUAUUCCCAACUCCAUCCCUCCCAGUGGCAAAGGGUCAGGGGACAACAAGACAGAGAAGAAAGCCAGAAAUCUCUCCUUAGAACUUGUCCAUGCACCUGAAACCAACCACAACCAAGAAAGACCAUGUGAGGCCCAAAGAGAGCCAGAUAAGGCAGCAAAUCUAAAACAGCAAUCCCAUAAGGUGGUGCCUCUGCCCUACUCCAGCAGCACAGCUGGAACAAAUGGAAACAAGGAAGCCAGUGUGGCCAGGCCAUCCCAAGCAUCGCAUCCUCCUGAAGGGCCGAAGCAGGGCCAAGAGAAGAGCCCAGCUCUGGUCAGGAAAGUCUCCCCUACAAGGAUACACUGGUCACAUAGGCCUGAAAAGAGGAACCCUAUCCCACCUGCCUCACAUAGACCUAUUGGGCCAAGUCUCCCCCAUGUGCAAAGGCAGUCCAGCCCCCCUUUUAGCCCUAGGACAAGUCCUCCCAUCAGGACCAGGACACCUAGCCCUCCAUCAAGCCCCAAGGCAAUAAGCCCCCCAACAUUGAGAAAAUCAGCUUCUCCACCCCUCCAACACAAGAAUCCCAGUCCUCCAACAGGAGGACCUUCCAGUCCCCCAGCUCAAGGGAUCUUGAGCCCACCAGCCUGCCACAGAGAAGUGAACCCUCCUCCCUCUUCCUCCAUUCCUACCCCUCCAAGCUCCCCAUCCCAGGAGCCCAAGGAACCAAGUUCAUAUGGGGAGAAUGAUCCGAGCUCAGCCAAGGUAGCCCACAACACUUGCUCCAUAUUUUGUCCUGCAACCUCUUCUCUGUUUGAAGCCAAAUCUCAAUCCUCCCCCAACUGCUCACAGACAGAGAGUGGGCAGUAUCCAGAAACGGCAGCAGAGGUCAAGAGAACCAGUGUGCUGCCAAGGCAGUUGGGGGAGCCCCAAAGGAGAAUGGCCUUGUGUGCACUCAACCCUCAACCUUUCAUCAGAAGGUCCGCUUCUGACCAUCGGCCAAGAAUACGGCUCCGUCUGCCUGGCUCAGCCUCGGUGGGGACCACAAGUGAGCUGGUCAACCAGACCAGGUAAGGUUCGCCCUGCGUUCAUCAUCCUUUAGCUCUAUCAAAUCGUGGUAUGUCAAAGUGGAAAGGUACCUA